Messenger RNA from Metarhizium acridum CQMa 102, 846 nucleotides. RefSeq lists its product as uncharacterized. Lineage: Eukaryota; Fungi; Ascomycota; Sordariomycetes; Hypocreales; Clavicipitaceae. The record is from RefSeq and is a predicted model, not a curated record.
AUGACCCGCAGAGACGAAUUGGCUAGCCAGCAUGAGCCAUUUGGGGACGCAUACUACUUUGGCCCAGAAUGCGUCAGUGAGCGUUUCAAGGACGACCCUGCUCGCCGCGAAGAAAGUGGUGUAUCGGAUGCCACGUUCAAGAGCGUACUAGAAGGAUUUGACGAGGUGGCAAGACAGGGCAAACGCGUCUUCAUCAAGGACAUGGCCUACUAUCUAUUCCCCGCCCCCGGUGAGAAGGCCCAAAUCGCAGCAUCUCUCGGCGGCGGCGAAGAACCAAAUAACCCAACCGUCAUCCCAUUUGAUUUGCUCAAACAGUUUCACUUCACAUUUCUCAUUCGACAUCCCCGUCGCUCUGUUCCCUCCUACUGGCGAUGCUGUAUCCCGCCGCUGAGAGAAGUCAGUGGCUUUGAUUACUUCUUGCCCAGUGAGAUGGGAUACGAGGAGCUUGUUAAAUUUUUGGACUGGGCCAUCGAAAGGGGUCUCGUUGACAAGGAUCGGUUGACAGUUGUUGAUGCGGACGACCUGCUUGAUAACCCUGAGGCUAUGAUCCGCAAGUACUGCGAGAGAACAGGUCUCGCGUUUGACCCGAGCAUGCUGAAGUGGAACGAUGCUGAUCAGGAGCAUGCUCAGAAGCUGUUUGCGAAGUGGAAUGGCUUUCAUGAUGAUGCCCUCAGUAACAGGGAACUUAAGGGUAGAACCCACGCCCAGAAAACACUGACUGUUGAGGCCGAAAACAAGGACUGGGAAGCCAAAUACGGCAAGGAGGCCCAAAAGAUCAUCCGCGAGACUGUUGAUGCUAAUACUCCCCUUUAUGAGUACCUGAAACAAUAUUGCAUCAAGGUAUAA